Messenger RNA from Adineta steineri, 585 nucleotides. NCBI's taxonomy places the organism in Eukaryota, Metazoa, Rotifera, Eurotatoria, Adinetida, Adinetidae. The record is from the annotation of a GenBank genome assembly.
AUGAAUGAAUUUCAUACAAAUGAUUAUCUUAUAAACUCAAACGAUUGGAAUAUUUCACAAGAAAUUAAUUAUUCAACUAAUCAAUCUCAAUUUAUUGAAUUAUCUAAUGUACAUCAUAAUCUAUCUUAUUCCAAUGAUAUUCAAUCAAAUACUUUAAAUCUUCCAGCUACAUCCACAAUGAUAUGUAAUAUAGAAUUACAAGAUAAUUCUUCUAGAUUUCAUACUAUACCAAAUAUAAAUUCACCAAAAUAUCAAUGUCUUGUUUGUAAUGAUUUCUCAACUUCACAUCAUUAUGGUGUUCGAACAUGUGAAGGAUGUAAAGGUUUUUUUAAACGAACAAUACAAAAAAAUGCUAAAUAUGUUUGUUUGUCUGAUAAAAAAUGUCAUGUUGAUAAACGUCGACGUAAUCGAUGUCAAUGGUGUCGAUUUCAAAAAUGUUUAGCAGUUGGAAUGAUAAAAGAAGUUGUGCGUACAAAUGAAUUAAAAGGUCGUCGUGGUCGAUUACCAUCAAAAUAUCAUCUAUCAAAUCAUCUGGAAAUUCAAACAAAUAAAACUGAACAAAAAAAAUUAUCAAUUGAAAUAUGA